CGAAAGGAAGCCACCAUCCAUGUGACAUGGGUUAAGGGGAAAAGAGGAGCGAGCGCAGCGAUAGCUUGACUUUCUCCGUUAACAUCCAUCGCCGAGGGGAGGCGAUGCGGGCGUUUCCUCAGAAGCCCCUGUUCGCGGCGGCCGCGGUGGCAGCCCUCGUCGCGGGCGCCCUCCUCGUCUCCAGCUUCCUCAUCGGCGCCGACCGCGGCCUCCUCUGCUCCAUCUCCCCCGUCUUCUCCCGGAUCUCCUUCGGCGGCGGCGGCUCCGACGCCACGGGGCAGCUGGCGGAGGCGCUCCUCUACUACGCGACCACCUCGGCGGUGCCGCAACAGUCGCGGGCGGAGAUACGUCUGACCCUCGACGUGCUCCGCCGGCGCGGGCCCUGCAACUUCCUGGUCUUCGGCCUGGGACGGGACUCCCGGAUGUGGGCGGCAAUGAACGCGGGCGGCACCACGUUGUUCCUGGAGGAGGAUCCCGAGUGGUACGAGUUGGUGCUCAAGACCUCCCCUAUGCUGCGGGCGCACCACGUCAAGUACCGGACGCGGCUGGACGAGGCGGACAAGCUGCUGCGGGGGUAUCGGAAGGAGGCGGAGUGCCGGCCGGGAGCCGCGGAUGGCAUAUCGGGGCUACAGAGCAACGGCGGGUGCCCGCUGGCGCUGGUGGGGCUGCCGCGGGAGGUAUACGAGCGGGAGUGGGACGUGGUGAUGAUCGACGCUCCCAAGGGGUACUUCCCGUCGGCGCCGGGACGGAUGGCGGCGAUCUACUCGGCGAAGGUGAUGGCGCGGGGGCGGCGGGGGGAGGGAGACACCGACGUGUUCCUCCACGACGUGGAUCGGAAGGUGGAGAAGGCGUACGCGCUGGAGUUCCUCUGCAAGAAGCAACGGGUGGGCGCCACCGGGCGGCUGUGGCACUUCAGGAUCCCGCCGGUGAAAGCCAACGAGACCACCACCGCAGAGACCUUCUGCUGAUCUGCUACUUCUCGCUUGCUUCCUUCCUUUACCUCUUGGAUCUGCCAUGUAGUUGUACCGCACGCCUCCUUCCUGCAGCAGUUCAGGCAGGAAGGUUUUGCUGGCUUUGAGAUCGAUGGACUUCUUCCCGAUCAGACGGACACACAUGGUUUGUAGGAAUCGCAGCAUCAUCUCUCUUCGUGCACCUUAAAUUAUUCUACGAUCUUUUUUCGUAGGAAUUACGAUUUCUUUAUGUGUUGAUUGGACUUAAAGAUUUUAAUUUUGGUUGAA
Molecule: messenger RNA, 1238 nt
Organism: Musa acuminata AAA Group (dessert banana)
Lineage: Eukaryota; Viridiplantae; Streptophyta; Magnoliopsida; Zingiberales; Musaceae
Product: arabinogalactan O-methyltransferase 2
Exons: 1
Coding region: 105-968 (287 amino acids)
Biological process (GO): xylan biosynthetic process; plant-type secondary cell wall biogenesis
Cellular component (GO): Golgi apparatus
Source: RefSeq, a predicted model, not a curated record